UGUUGUGAUCGUGGAUUUUGACGUCCACAAAUUUACUGAAUUUCUCCACAGAAAACUUGUAUGGGCGAGUGUGAUCAAGGCAUUUUGGGGAGCCUAAAGAUGACCGAGAUUCUCUCCCCUGCCCAACUGAAAAGACUGUCGGAGCAUAAGUACAGUUCUCUGGGGAGUUCGAUCACCGAACCGGUGAUGCAAAUAUUUUGGCGAUGGCUUGUGGAACUGCUUCCUCGAUCAUGGGCUCCGAAUUCCAUCACUCUCGUCGGGCUUGUCAUCAAUGUUGUCACCUCCCUUAUUGUCUGUUACUAUAGCACAGAUGCAAAGUCACCGAUUCCAGCCUGGGCUCUCCUGACCUGCGCACUAGGUCUAUUUAUCUAUCAAACCCUUGAUGCCCUCGAUGGGAAACAGGCCAGAAGAACUAACACUAGCUCACCCCUCGGUGAAAUGUUUGACCAUGGUUGUGAUUCGAUUUCUACUGUCUUCAUCACAGUGGCGUGGUGUUGCGCCAUGGAACUAGGAAUGCGGCCAGGUCUUAUGUUUUUCGUCGGUUUCACCUCUGUUGCCAUGUUUUAUCUCGCCCACUGGCAAACCUACGUUACUGGAACCCUCAAUUUUGGAGCUUUUGACGUUACUGAAGCUCAGUUCAGUAUCAUGUUUAUCUACAUUGUGUCGGCCAUAUUUGGAGCCAGUUUUUGGACCUUGAAGGUGCCAGUGAUCGGGCUUGAGAUGAAGAUUGUGAUGGUUUUAUUUAGCGUGGCUGUUGCAGCAAUCACAUGUCAUCAAAAUUUUACUAUUAUAUUUAUGAAAGGAGGAAUAGGAAAAAAUGGGGCGACCGUGGCGGAUACGAGUGUUGUAUUCCCAGCGUUCCCCAUCGGUGCUGUCAUUCUUCUUGCCCUGAUGAUCUACAAAAAAUCGACCACUCAGAUCUUUGAGAAUCAUCCAUGUUUAUACAUAUUGUCGUUUGGACUGGUCGCGGCAAAAAUAACCAAUAAGCUGGUGGUGGCGCACAUGACAAAGAGUGAGAUGAGUUUCCUCGACUCGGCCCUGAUUGGCCCCGGGAUGCUCUUCUUCAACCAAUACUUCAACACGCUUGUCAAUGAAUAUUACGUUCUUGUCCUGUGUUGUCUGUACAGCACAGUGGACAUUGUUCGAUAUUCUGCGUCAGUGUGUAUUCAAAUCUGUGAAUAUCUCGAUAUCUACUGCUUCAAGAUGAAAGUCCAGCCAGACGACGAUAACAUCGACGGAGACGAUCAUGCUGAUCUUAGUGCUGACCAGGCGAUGACGACACGACGAACCACGCGUUCAGUGGCCAAGAAGUCCAUGUGAAUGACGAGGAGAAAGUUGGUGUUACUGACCACACAUUUAGUUGCAAUCAUUCAAACUUCCAUUUGCAAAUCAUGUUGAUUUUGUCUUGUAUGUAUUUUCCUGAAUAUAACUGGUAGUGUCCAUUCUGUUGAUGCGUCAUGGUCGUCCUGAUUCUAGAGAAAUUAGCUUCAUUGAUGUGUGAUUCCUGUUCAUGUUGUAUGUCGGUCUUGAAUUGUUUGGCCAUAGGAUUAGCUCAUGUAUAUUGACGAAUGGUCUUAGUUGUAGCAUUUCAUUCUUCUCAGCUUAGGCCCAACAUUUGAAUCAUUUUCCAACUUUCAUUCAUUCAUUCCCGUUUCGAAGGCAGCAGUUAAUUUUCCUGAACCAAUUUUGAAAAAGAAUGAUAGUCUUUUGCAAAAUACAAGUACAAGUUUAUUUGUUUGUCUCUUUCUCUGGAAAUAUUGUUUACCCUGGCUUUAAUUGAGGUUAUUUGCUUUUGCCAGAGGUUGUACAGACUGCAGUGUCGGUGUGUCUGGUGUGGUUUUCUCUAGCAAAGCUGUGAAUAGGCAUAUAUGGUCCAGCAUUCGACAGCAGACAACCUGAUAGAAAUUAUCCAUUCUUGAGCUUACAGAAAUGGUUGCAUCAAUGCAUGAAUAUUCAGUCACCACCCAGAUAACCUCAAAUGCUGAGUUGUAAACCUGAAUAUAUCACGUCUCCAUUUAUUGAUUUCUUACCACAAAAUUAGUCUGUUGAGAAUUCUUUUUCAAAAUUGGCUCAUUUAUGAAUUCAAAGGUGUACAUGUGGCGGUCAUUGGAUUUCUAAUUUCAUAUGUAAAAUUAAAUGUUUUGACCCCUAUGUAAAUGUGUGUUUUACAACCUUUGUACAUUAAGUAAUUAAGUUCAUUCGCAAGACAUUUGUGUUUGAAGUGGAUUAGGCUCAUGCAUGGAUGAUCUUUGUCACAAGAGAACAUUUGAGAAGCUGGAUUUGUAUCAAAUGAUUUUAUAUCAAAGGGGUGAUAAACAUUAGUAAUAUUCUCUGUUAGAAGACUCAUGGAUUGGACAGCUGUGAACAUACAGUGUGUCAUUGGCCUAGUAGGUUGACAUACUGCAUUUGAACUUUAUUUCAUGACAGAUAUACAUAUGUAGUUGUUGAUUCUGUAAUUGUAAACCAAGUAUUCCCAUGUUAUUCUAGUCACUGUCAUCAUACAGAUCACUGUUUUCUUGAUUUAUAUGAUAAAGGGUUUUGCUUGCAGCAUUGCAUUGAUGUAUUGUGAACUUCAAAACUUUGAUACUGACAUCGAUUUUGUCCAGUCUGUAUUUUGACGUCAUUUCACUGAAAAUCAGUGGCAACUUUUUGCAUGGCGAUACCCUACUGCCGAUAUCUUAUCCCACCUGUUAAUGUGAUUAUAAGUCCAUGACUGUUAGAAUUCCUGCUUGCAGUGCUUACAUAUGACUAUAAUGCUUAAUGAUAUAGGCCUAGCACUUUGAAGAGUUGCUUUAUAAAACUGCCUGCAGCUGCACUUUUUCAUGCAGUUAAAUGCUUAAAGCAAUCCGGCAGAUGUAGGAGAUUUAUUUGAAAUAUUCUUGUUCAUGCAGCUGCCGUAAAUGUUUAAGGCUAUCCGGCAGUCUUUCUGGUUUAGGCAGAGUGGACAGAGUAGACUAGAAAAUUACAUAAACAAUAUUUUUCGGAAAAAGAUCCUUCUUUUAAAAAGUUAUGAUUGUGUGUGAGAAAUGAAAUGUUUGAAGGCUGUUCUUGCAUAAUACUGCUUUUUAUGUUGGGCAGAAGUCACUUUUAUAAGAUUGUCACCUUAUCACAUGUAAGCUUGUGAGAAUGGUGUAUUCGGAAUUUAUGUCUUAGCGACUUUUAAAGCGAUUGUCAUGUUAUAAUUGUUCUUUUGGAAGGUCAUAUUAAACCAUUUCAAUGAUCUGAUCGAUUCACAUUAGUCCUUAGCAAGUGAUUUAGUUUUAUGUUAUUUGAAUUUUUGGUGAUCUUGACGAAAAUAGCUAGCUUGUACUUGUGGUUGGUGUUGUAACCUGUGUUGCCCAUUAUGCCCGAGGGGAACCACUUACUUGUCAUAUAACGAUUGAUCUCUUGAGGGGAGGGGAUGAGACACAAGUUGAUACUUGCAUAAAUAUGUGGGGCUUAUCUGGAUUCGAUACUCAGUUCCAGUAAGACAUAAUGGGUUACCUAAUCUGUUAGUGUAAGGAUUAUAUUUUUUGACUGAGCUGACUAGAAGGCUGUCCUUAGUGAUUUUAUUGUGAAUAGCUUGUAAAUAAGAUGACUAUUUUAUGAUUAGGGAAUGAAGGUGAUCUAUUGUAUAUAUUUCUGUUCUGCUGAUGUUGGGUAUUGAUUUACAGUAUUUCGUAAGAUCAGGGUAGCUUCACAGCAUGACUUCAAAUGAAUACAUGUAUGUUAUCACUAUGUCAUCUGUCGUGUCAUAUCAGUUUGGCCAACUCUGUGAUGCUUGUGACAAGCAUUACGUGAACAGAGUGACAAGAGACAACAUGAAUCCUGUAUAUACCAUGUCAGUGAGAAAGACACAACAUGCAGUUGAUAGCCGCAGUAAUCUAUUACUGUCGCUACAUCUGACGACCAGUUCCUCUGCUGGUUUGUUGUCUUGUUGAGGAAGGUGUCCUGUGAAAUACUGUGAAAUGAUGCUAUGGUUGUUAGUAGUGGUAUGUUGUGAUAUCGUGUUAAGCCAUUAGUCGUGUUUUCUCUCUAGUUUAUAUCCUGACUAAUUAUCAAUGAAUUUGUAUCACUAUUGGCAGAGAAUGACAGUUUUGAGGUUGAGUGUUCCUCAAAUCAAGUGUUCCUCUAGCUGAGUGCUCCUUCAAAUGAGUGUUACCUUCUCCCUUAAGACCUCCACAUUUAUCAUCAAUUCUGUAUGUAAUUCGCCUGAGCACAGUUUCGCGUGGUUGUUCUUGUGAAGUGUGAUGCAGUGUCGUCUAGAAUCAUUGCGUUUUUAGAUUGGUCUAUUUAUUGAACAGAUGAUGAUAUACCGGUAAUAAAUUAGUCAAAGAUA
Molecule: messenger RNA, 4318 nt
Organism: Lineus longissimus
Lineage: Eukaryota; Metazoa; Nemertea; Pilidiophora; Heteronemertea; Lineidae
Product: cholinephosphotransferase 1-like
Exons: 8
Coding region: 61-1320 (419 amino acids)
Biological process (GO): phosphatidylethanolamine biosynthetic process
Cellular component (GO): endoplasmic reticulum membrane; Golgi apparatus
Molecular function (GO): diacylglycerol cholinephosphotransferase activity; ethanolaminephosphotransferase activity
Source: RefSeq, a predicted model, not a curated record